Annulohypoxylon truncatum is the source of this 2451-nucleotide messenger RNA. Its product is annotated as MFS general substrate transporter. Lineage: Eukaryota; Fungi; Ascomycota; Sordariomycetes; Xylariales; Hypoxylaceae. Bases 1 to 2451 code for a protein of 816 amino acids. The record is from RefSeq and is a predicted model, not a curated record. Gene Ontology annotation, biological process: transmembrane transport. Gene Ontology annotation, molecular function: transmembrane transporter activity. The transcript is spliced from 4 exons.
AUGAAGGCUGCAAGGUAUUCUACUUCGCGUCAAAAGGCUUGUAAUAGUUGUUCAGCCGCGAAGGCGAAAUGCGAUCGCAAAGCAGGGCGUUGUACUCGCCCCAUCAAUGUGGACGAUAUUAGCAAUCGCUGGCUACAUCCGUACAUCCCCGUCAUCGGUCAGAAGGUUAAGCAAUAUCCACCUACCAUCACGUCUCUUAUCUAUAGGCUUCUCAAGUCGUAUGUUGCCGUCGCGGUUCGUGGUCGCGGAGUUCCGCCGUUUAUACAUGCCUCGCAGGUGAUGAGCACAUCAACAAGCCCGCCGCUUUCAACUUGUCUGAGUCUGAUUCGCAUCUGCGAAAACCCCUUGCCUGGCAGUGAGGGGGUGGCUGCGGACGUAUUAGGACGAGAGAUGAGCAACCUCUACGAGCAAUACGCAGCAUACGAUAAUGUUACUCAACUUGCAGCCUUUCAAGCGUAUAUGAUUUACUCCAUGGUAUUAUUCUUUAGGCUCGCUCAGAUAUCUGGUCCAUAUCUUCGACAAGCGAUGAUGAACCUCCAACAACUUGCAUGCUCAAGCAGUCGAGGAGGGCUUAUGUGCAUAGCGGAACAGCAACAUGCUCGACCAAAAUGGGAAGCCUGGAUUGUCGCAGAGGCGAAGCGACGGACCCUUUACGCAAUGUAUCUCUUCGACAGCGUGCUUUCGACUCAAGACGGUCUCCAGACAUUCCUGGGCACAGAGCUCCAGGGCUUACCCGCGCCAACAAGCAAGCAUCUAUGGAGGGCCCAGACACGGCAAGAAUGGGAAACAUCAUACAACAUUUAUCUAGCAGAUUGGUUAGAGGAGGCCCUUCGUAUUGACGAACUUUGGCCAAUGCCUGCGGAUCUGGAUGAGUCUGGUCGGCUUGAAAGACGCAACCGAGUGGAUACCUGGCUGGAGAACGUCGAUGAAUUCGGAACAAUGAUAUACGCAGUAACCAGUUGCACGCAUGGAGCUCCGGAAGAACCUUACAGCAUAUUCGACAAACGACAGAAAGCCUUGAUAAUCCUCGUCGUAUCAACAGCAGCAACAUUCUCUGGUUUUGCGUCGAACAUUUAUUUCCCCGCGCUCCCUACGAUUGCUCAUGACCUGGACAUAUCAGUGGAGCUCGUCAACCUCACGGUGACCUCGUACCUUAUCUUCCAAGGUUUAGCGCCUAGCCUCUGGGGCCCUAUUUCCGACGUUAGAGGUCGUCGGGUUGCCUACUGCUGCACCUUUCUGGUGUUUCUCGCCGCAUGCGUCGGUUUAGCAGAGGCGAAGAAUUAUGCCACUCUGAUCAUACUAAGAUGUUUACAGAGCACCGGCAGCGCGAGUACGAUCGCGAUUGGGUCAGGCGUGAUCGGCGAUAUCACCACUCGCGCCGAACGUGGAGGUUUCAUGGGCAUAUUUCAGGCUGGACUGCUUGUGCCUGUAGCUGUUGGUCCGGUGAUUGGAGGCGCUCUGGCGGGAUCUUUAGGGUGGAGGGCAAUCUUCUGGUUCCUGACCAUAUAUAGCGGCGUCUUCUUAAUUUUCUUGAUUAUCCUCCUCCCGGAAACUCUGAGAUCGAUUGUUGCGAAUGGAAGUCGAACGCCAUCCAGCCCAAUCGCCAGUUAUCCUUUACGUGUUUACCAGAAACUCACCACGAUCCAAUGGAAUCCAGAAGCGCCUAACUCACAGCCCGCCGCGAGGAAACGCAUUGAUGUGACCGGCCCUCUUCGCAUCCUUGUCAGCAAACACGCUGCUCCCAUUAUCAUCUUCCUCGCUAUCUACUACGCUGUCUGGCAAAUGAGCAUCACAGCCAUGUCGUCCCUUUUCGAAGAGCGAUAUGGCCUCACCGAAACCCAAAUCGGCCUGACGUUUAUCGCCAACGGCGCGGGAUCCAUGAUCGGCACGCUCAUCACCGGCAAGAUCCUCGACAUCGACUACCGCCGCGUCAAAGCGCAACAUGAAGCCCGCUCCACCCAGACAAACGUCGGACUGUCGAACGGCCUAGUCCGUCCCGCCACUAACUCCGAGGAUUCCUUUCCGCUGGAAAAGGCGCGCCUUCGGUUGGUCCCGGUCUUCUCUUUCGUUCAGUGCCUGUCUAUCAUUCUUUUCGGCUGGACGAUUCAAUAUCCUGAACAUAUCCAUAUUGUGGUGCCGAUCGUGUCCACAUUUAUCACGGGCUGGACUGCCGUUUCCACGCAGUCUGUCGUCAUGACCUACCUCGUCGACAUCUUCUCCGACCGGAGCGCGGCUGCUAGCGCAAGUUUGAACCUCGCCCGAUGCCUAUUCGCCGCCGGUGGCACGAGUUUCAUAAUGCCCAUGGUAAAUAGCAUCGGUGUUGGGCUAGCGUUUACGGUCUGUGUGAUCGUUCAAGCUGUUGCGUUGUUAGGCGUGGCUGUCCAAUGGAAGUUUGGUCCAAAGUGGAGGAGGGAGACAGAGAGGGCCGAAAGAGAGAAGACUCAAGGUUAA